UUAAAGGUAUAACUUCAAAUUAUACCAUAAAGGGAAAAAACUAUAGCACCAAUGCUAUAUAGCAUAGUAAAAUUCCUCUUCCAGAUGAGAAACAACUCAACAAUAGGGUGGCCCAUUUAGUGGCUAGAAAGGCCCUUUCUUUGUACCCGGCUAUGAGUCGGCAUUUUAAUUUUCUGGCCUGGCUUGGUUCCAGGGUGUAACUAUCGAUUUUGCUAUCAAUAUAUGAUUAUCUUUUGUCAAAAAAAAAAAAAAAACUCAACAUCAUUUUCUUAUUUAUAAAUAUGUCAAUAUUUAAAAAAAUAAGUAGAGAGUUUUUUUUUUCCUUUUUACAAGGUUCAGUUUCAUUACAAGUUAUUUUCAUUUCGUCGUGUAUUCUCCAAUUAGGAUGGUUUUUUUAUUGACCAAGUUUUUUCAUUUCGUCAUAUUUUCUUCAAAAAAUAAUUCAUUACAUCCUUUCAGCAGUCAGCACUAGUUCCAUCUCCCUUCGAUGAUUUGUGUAGUACAAGUUUGCUUAAGGGGAUUUGGUUGAUUGGGUAUGAGUGGGUGCACUGUAAAUCUUUUGCACCCUUUUUCCCCAACUUUUUCCCUCAUUCCAUUUGUGCCGGUUUAUGCCCUUCCGUUGAUUAAAAUGACGAUUGGCCAAAAGUUUUUUCAUUAAUUAGUGUUUUCUCCAUUUUUUUUCAUUACUUUCUCUUCUACAUUAGUAGUUUCGUCUCCGACCGAUUAUUUUCUUUGCAAUUAGUCAAAUUAUUUUUCAUUUUUUUUUUUUUACAAAGAUAGAAUUUCAUUCAUUUCAACGGUGAUUGUAGUACAAACUAAUCGUAUUACAACAUAGGGUAAAUGAUGUUAAGAACUUGAAUCCACCCCUGAUGAAGUGACCCUUUUGCAGCUUCUUUUGCAACCCAGUCCGCACAUUUGUUCUCCUUUCUUGGACAAAAAGCAAUCUUGAUCCCACCAUUCGCAUGGAGGAUUUGCCUCAUCCAUUGAAUCCACGCCCUAACUUGCCAAGGUCCAGCUUUGCUUGUAUUAAGAAUCGUAUCGACCAAGACCUUACAGUCAGAGUGGAUGGUCGCCGGUCGAACUCGCCCAUCAAAUGGUUAUAAAAGUAUAAGGAGUAAGCAAGGAUUUAAGAAGGAUGUGCAGAAGGUGACAACAAAAUUAGAUAGCUAGCAUGUAGCCUUAUUCUUGACAACACACAUAUUGCAUCUGUGGAUCAUUUUGACUUAUGGUUCAAAAAAUUUAGCUCGCCUAUUUAUAUGGGCUACCAAAAAUCCAAAUCCCAAUUGGGCCGCUCUGCCCAAAUUUGUUCUCGCUCUAAAAAGUACCAGGCCAACUAAUACACUUUCGCAGCUACCCAUUCCGUGCUGUAAUCCUCCGCUGCCGGGGACUAUGAAAAUGGACCUCCUUUUGUGGGCUUUUUUUGGGCCUGGAUUAGCAGUUGGACGACAAUGGGUUAAGCCCACCUAUAGUUGGGCCCCAGUUUGCUAUCUAUCUGACGGUGCCGGAGGAGGACCCCGUUGGUUCUCCGGCCUAAACCCCACGCGGUUUCUCUUUAACUCCUCUCAAUAAUUUUUGCUAACCCAAUCCCAACCAUGUCAAUUAUGAUUUUAUGAGAUGGGAAAACUUGGGAAAAAGAAAAUGAGAACACAUCACAAUAAUACUAAAAUUCAAUUAGGGUCAAUUUGGAUGUUGAAUUUGAUUGAUGGGUUGAGAAUCAAAAAUCUAGGUAAAGCGGAGUGAAAAAUGUGUCAUCUGAAUAAAUUCACAAAUCAUGAGAGUAAAAAUGCGAGCCUCGACUGAUUUGACGAAUUUAUAUAUAGAGCCUCUGUAACUGUGUAUUUUAUCCUUAUCAGUUUCGCUGCUUCAGAUUUAUCACCAACUAAAACAAAGUAAAAGAAAAGAAAUAAGCAUCGAUUAGCAUUACUAAAGUAAUUUUUUAAAACUUACAAGUCAACAAUAAAUUCAUAAAAUCGAGCAUCCAAAAAAAAUUUAAACCCAGAACAACCACAAUUCAUCACUUAUAAACUAUAUAUUGUUAUUUCAUAAUGCCUCAUAUCAUACACCCAACAAUUUUAAAAUUUUGGUAGUGAUCAUCAUCAUGGUUAACUAUUAAACAGAUAAUUAAAGGAGCUUACACAUUGGAUAAUGCUUGAUUAAGCAUGUGAGACGGUGGCAACUGGCAUGCUUGCAUGUUCUUCUGGAUCCACCUAACUCAAUAGCUUAUUGCCAUGAAACUCAUUACCACACCUAACAUACAACCCUCACAUUUAACUUUUUUUUUAGACAAGUCGCAAAUUUCUCUCUACUAAUACGUUUGAGAUCACACGUAGAAAUAUGUUAUAUCGCUUAAAUACACGUACUGAUAACUAAAAUAAUAUAUUUAAAUGAUAGAAUCGUGAAUUCUAACACAAUUUUUUUUUUUUUACUAGUUGAGUUGAUCUUUCCAUGCAGUAAUUAACUUUCCUCCACCAUUCAUGGCAACAAAUUGCUGAAAGAUUAUGGGUUGUCCCAUAAUCUCCAUUAAUGAAAAGUCAAUUAGGUGAAGGGCCAAGUCAACAGAAGAAAAAAAAAUCAUCUCUGGUCUGGUCGGGCUUCAGUUCACCAGAUUUUCAAACACGACAUGGUCUUCGAUUCACAUUGACUGACUGUGAUAAUUCCAGUGGCUCAAAAGAUUGCAUCUUUUACUUUUGGUAUUGACAUCACAACAACAAAACUAGUUAGAAAAUUCAAACUUCCACACAGAGAAUAAAGAAAAAGAGAGAGGGAGGCAAGCCAAUAAGAUUAUUAGCUGUGUUGAUAAUCGAAAUCCAAAUCCACAGCUUCUGGAAUCUCCCUUUGCUUGGCCAUUCCAUUCUCAACUCAACCAAUAUUUCCCAAAUCCCCAGUUCUCGUGAUUCAGCUAACAAAAUGGAUCCAGAGAAGGUCGAGCCUGGGAAUGCCACAGAUUCUGAAUCCUCAGUCACAUCUUCUGAUGCCCAUUCUGUCACCUCAGAGCAAUCAUCUUCUUGUUCUUCAUCGGGAACUCCCAGCAGCAGAAAGGAAUUUGAAUCAAUCGAUUUCAAACAGCCAAACCGGGAACAACAGUCUGGUGUUUCUGAUGAUGCAGCAGCAACUUCAUCGCCUAAUUACAUGAAGACCACCACUUCCUCUGUAGCAAAGAAGAGCAGCAGCAGCAGCAGCAAUUCCCAGAGAUCAGGAGGUGGAAGUCUUACCAGGAGAGGCAGUUUCGCAAAGCCUGCAAAGGGUUUGGCAAGGCUGUCUAGCUCGAAAUUCAGGAUGAGGAAAUCUUUCAGAAGGGGCAGGCGAGUUAAUUCAGUAUCAGAUGAUGUUGAUUGGUGUUCUUCUGAUUCAGAGGGAGGAAGGAGUGCUAGUGGGACUAAAUCUGUGAGGACUUUAGUAAAGGUGGCCAGUCUGAGAAUAAGGAGGCAGUCUAAAACAAGUGUAGUGAAAGCCACUUGUUCAUCAGCUCUCAAGGGUUCUAAGGCUGAUGGAAACCACUCCAAUGGAAGUUCUGCUGCUGCUGCUGGAAUGAAGGUUUGUCCAUAUAGCUACUGUUCAUUGCACGGCCAUCACCAUUCCAAUAGUGAUCAAGUGCCUUCACUGAAACGGUUUGUAUCAAUGAGAAGGAGAAUGUUGCAACCCAAGAAGAAGGUUAAUAGUUCAUCUGAGAAAGCUAGCCAGCAGUCUUCUUAUAGUAAGAGUAGGCCAAAACGUUCCAACAAGAAAAACCAAGGGGAUCAAACCAAAAAGGGUGAUGUCAUUUCUGAAAGUUGUGAACUUGGGCAGGCAGCAAAUGGCGGCAGACAAGAUUCUCGUGUUAAAGUAAAAAGUGGGCCAUUAGAGACCGAUAUCUCCAAUAUUUGUGAAGGUCACAAUCAGCCACAGGCCGGAUCAAGAGAGAUUACAGACUUGGUCACUUCUCCUUCUGAUAAAGAACAGAAUGCAGAAAUGGAAGGCCGUCAUUUUGCAGAUCAUAAGCCGGAUGGUGCCCAUCUUUCUUCUGAAAAAUCGAUGGAGAAGAACAAUUACAUGGGGUUAUGGGGCUUGAUCUAUCAGCAUAUGGUAUCGGGCACUGCUGUGACAGAUGGUGAUGAAUCUCAGCAGCCUGAGAAACUUGGGGAGCAACAUGUUGAGGAGUCUUCUGGAAUGGAUCUAAGAGCUGAUAUAGAAGUUGAUUCCCACCAGGAUGAUGCAAUCAAGUUGGUUCAGGAAGCAUUUGACAACAUCCUCUUGGAGAUUCCGGACCCUUUAUCCGAUAACCAAUCGGUGAGUUCUGUAGACACAGCUUCUGAUGAGCUUGGAGACAACAAGAACAACACCAGUGGUUCAAUGGAACAGGUACAACAAGAGCAAAGGAAGCUGGAAGCUGAAAUUUCUAUUGAUUCUCAAGGAGAUAAAGCAGAAGCAAAGGUAGGAAACAAAUCUGGUCAGAAAAGGCUCAAUGGUUGGAGCAAUCUGAAAAAGAUUAUGUUAAUGAAAAGAUUUGUCAAGGCAAUGGAGAAGGUCAAAAACUAUAACUACACACACAAGCCUCGAGGUCAGUCUAUAGAGCAAGAUGAGGAAGCAGCAGAAAUGGUUAAUCUACGUCCUCAAUCGAUUGGACAGAAGAAGAACUCGGAGGAAUGGAUGCUUGAUUAUGCUAUUCAGAAGGUCAUUUCAACAAUGGCUCCAGCGCAGAAAAGGAAAGUGGCUCUUAUUGUACAAGCAUUUGAAACAGUAGCACCUCAAGGAGAAACUGGCAGUCAUGCAGCUUCGAGUACUCCGAAGACUCCAGUUCAAAUAAGUCGCGACAUCUCAACUCAGAAGUCUCAUGAGCAGGAGGAAGAGAAAGCAAGAUUUGGCAUCCUACUACGGAAGGUAUCUACUGGUUCCAAAGAGAAUCAUGAUCAAGAUGCUGGAGCCUGCACAGUAAAACAGCACAUCCAUGUGCCUUGUCCUGAACCAGCAGUUGACGAACUAGCUUCAGAAACUGGUGAUGCAGAUUUGAAUUCAGCUGGGCAUGAUGAUACUGGUGAUUUGAUCAGGGUCGAACGAGAGUCCGAUGGACACAUUGGUCCAAUUGGCGAAAACCCAGAUGAACCAGGAUACCAAAUUACAAAAACCCAUCAGGAGGAACUGAUUCUAGACGACAGUUUCGAUAAUGGUACAUCUGAAGAAAUCACAAACGAAAAUGGGGACACUCAAACAGCCACUGCAGCUGAAAGCCCUGUGGGAAAGCAGCAACAUAUGAAGCUUUGGUAUCUGAUAUACAACCACAUGGUUUCAGGAACGACAGAACCACUUCAAGAAAAUGGUGAAGAGGCAGAAGAAGGCACACCCAGUGGGAAGGAAGAGUCUCGCUCUCAGCUCGAAGCCAUAAGGCUUGUGGAAGAGGCUAUCGACGAAAUCCCUCUUCCGGAUACUCAAGACGAUGUACCUGCCUCGAUCAACCCGCAUGUAGAAGAAGCUUCAACUGGCUGCAACAAAGUUAGACUUGAAGAACUCAAUAGUUCAAAAACAGAGGUGAAACCAAGUUGCGAAGAAGAUGUUAAAGAGAAGGAACAAGCAAAGCCACCAAUGAGGAAGAGCUGGAGCAAUCUGAAGAAGGUGAUAUUGCUUAAGAGAUUCAUCAAGUCAUUGGAGAAAGUGAAUGACAGCUGCUUGACUUCCUCGGCGAGAAAGGUCAUUACGCCAAGGGAGCCACAGUUUCUGGCUAUGGAGCAUGAAAAAGAGGCAGAGAAGGUCCAGCUGAGGAACCAGGAAGUAGGAGGUAGGAAAAGUGGGGAUGAAUGGAUGCUUGAUUAUGCUCUUCGACAGGUCGUAGCUCAGCUGACACCGAUCAGGAGAAGGAAAGUCGAGCUGCUGGUUGAGGCUUUUGAGACUGUCACUCCCAUUGGCAACUGAAACAUUGCCUUCCAAUUCCUGCUGAUAAUUCUUUGUAGGUGUCAUGGUUUCAUAAAUAUACACUGUAGUGAAGU
Linum trigynum is the source of this 5957-nucleotide messenger RNA. The record is from the annotation of a GenBank genome assembly. Lineage: Eukaryota; Viridiplantae; Streptophyta; Magnoliopsida; Malpighiales; Linaceae.